Geodia barretti is the source of this 354-nucleotide messenger RNA. Lineage: Eukaryota; Metazoa; Porifera; Demospongiae; Tetractinellida; Geodiidae. The record is from the annotation of a GenBank genome assembly.
AUGCCCAUAUUGCGACGGGCGGAUGCGGAAAGCAGCGAGGGUUACCCCGGUAUUCCCCGGGCCACUCUCGUGGGUGCGGAACACGGGGCACAAUCGCUGUGGGUCGGCCAUUUGGAGAUCAGCCCUGGCGCCGCGGUCAGCACGCACAUACACCCGGAUACCGAGGAAGCCAUGGUCAUCGUGGAGGGUGAGCUGGAGGCCAUCCUGGGCGACGAGGUGGUAACCCUCGGCCCCGGCGACACGGUGCUGGCUCCCGCCGGAAUCAAGCACGGGUUCGUCAACCGCUCAAGCGGGAAGGCGGCUCUCCUGGCAGUAUUCCCCAAGACGGAGUUCGAGCGGGUACUCGUGGAAUAG